Molecule: messenger RNA, 1704 nt
Organism: Oryzias melastigma (Indian medaka)
Lineage: Eukaryota; Metazoa; Chordata; Actinopteri; Beloniformes; Adrianichthyidae
Product: basic helix-loop-helix transcription factor scleraxis
Exons: 3
Coding region: 535-1185 (216 amino acids)
Biological process (GO): regulation of transcription by RNA polymerase II; developmental process
Molecular function (GO): DNA-binding transcription factor activity, RNA polymerase II-specific; RNA polymerase II transcription regulatory region sequence-specific DNA binding; protein dimerization activity
Source: RefSeq, a predicted model, not a curated record
CAGACACACGUGGAGCAAAGAGGCGGAAAAAAAGGCAGCACGAGCAGGAGACCAAUAGAAAGCAAGAGAUCAUGAUGCUGUCGCAACAGGGCAGAUUUAGCUAGUUUGGCUUUUAGGGGGGACAAAUAUUAAAAGAACAAACUGGAAACUUCAAUGUAGCAAAGUAAAGGGCAAGUUUUGACUUGAAAAUGCUACUAUGAAGUUUUGUUUUUAAUUCAAAAGGAAUAACCGCAAGAGCUGGCGAUCUUUGGGGAUUUGAAGCUUUUUUUUGUUCAAAUCAAGGAGAACCAGGAACCUCCAUCUGCCUGACAGCAGAACUGAGGUGGAGCUCUUUGACCUGCACUUGGGAACCAACUCACGUAUGCUUCAUUGUUAGGAAUAGAAGAAUAAUCCCUAGGAGCAGGUAAACUUUAGGUAGACCGGGUGAACACGUAGUGCGUACACCAUCCGCUGCCGAGCAUCAUUGCCUCCAACAGCUUGCACCUUGCCUUCAGGGCUUCUCCAAAGGACUCACUGAAAUCCACUGCUCUGAAGAUGACAUACGCCAUGCUACGCACAGCGCCUCCUGCAGGCCGCUUCCUGUACGGCGACAUCGCUCUCCUCUCCGAAGAUGAUGAGGACAAUGGCAGCGAAGGCUCUGGCUCUGAGGAGCGAACCCCCAACUCAUCCAACUCCUCUGCGUUCCGCUUGUCUUCCUCGUCCCCAACGUCCUUCCACAUCAAGGUGAACAGAAAGAGGAAAAUGUGUGUGGCCGGAGGGGGUGGAGGUCUGGGGGCCAUGGUGGGGCGCCUGGGCACCCCUGGGUCAUCACCCAACGUGGAGGUCCGCCAGAGGACCGCUGCCAAUGCACGGGAGAGAGAUCGCACCAAUUCAGUGAACACAGCCUUCACGGCGCUGCGCACACUCAUCCCCACUGAGCCUGCAGACAGGAAGCUGUCGAAGAUCGAGACGCUACGUUUGGCCAGCAGCUACAUCAGCCAUCUGGGAAACGUGUUGCUUCUGGGUGAAGGGCUUCAUGAUGGACAGCCGUGCCACGCGCCAUCGCCCCCAUUUUUCCACGUCAGCUCCUCCCCCACCCGAGGAUCCGACCAAUCAACUCAACCCAAGCACAUCUGUACCUUCUGUCUGAGCAACCAGAGGAGAAUGAACAAAGACAGAGACCGGAAAACGACCAUCAGGAGCUAACAGACGCAUCGUCAGAUGAAAUCCUCAUCUCUUUGACAGUGAUUUUUUUUUUUUUAUCACUGCAGCUGGAACACGAGCUCCUAAUCCACUUUUAAGACUUUUGAAGGACUUUUUAUAGCACUUCCAGGACCCGCCUUUUUCCAUUGCUUUUUUUACAAAGAACUUUGUUUUCCAGUGCAAAAAACUCAAUAAUACUUUCAGAAGGUUUUUACUUGAUUAUGAGUGACAAUCAAGCACUUCUCCCUGUGUUGCACAGUGACUUUUUUUUAACAGUUUUUGGUGCAUGAUCAUACAAACACAAACCCCACAACUUUGCAUUAAUCAAAGGCUGUGUGUUAUUAUUGUGUAAACUGAAAUAUAAAUGUAUAUUUAUGUAACAUAACAUUAUGUAAUGAAACUAUGUUAUUUAACGGUUGUCUAACAUUCUUGACAUUUUUUAUGAAGUUAAAAACAUUUGCUUGAACUUGAUUUAAAAAAAAAAAGAACACUUAAACAUGGCCAUCAGAAUAAAACCAUUUC